CUGCUUCGUUUCUUCUAUCUCACCAUUUUGUUGAUCACUCGCUUCUUAAGCUACUGCUUCAGUUCUACUCCAAAAAGAUUUCGUCUCUUUUUAGUCACGGUUUGUUGGUCUGUUGAGGCUUCUAGAGCUGCUGCUUGGUUUAAAGAAUUGGAUGAUCUAGAGUAAGGAUGAAAUUAUUGUCUGGAAGAAGUUUUUCACUGAACCCCAAUGCCCCAAUCUUCAUUCCUUUCACUCUUCGGAAUGUGGAGGAUUUCUCUCCAGAAUGGUGGGAACUAGUCAAGACAUCGCCAUGGUUCCGGGAUUAUUGGCUGAGCCAACAUCAAGAAGAUGAUUUCAACAACACUAUUGACGAUGAUUUAGGCGAUGUGGAAGAGUUCCUUGAUCUGGAAGAAGCAGAGUUUGAGGAUAUGAUUCAAUCAAUUGAAGCUGAUGAGAAGCCCGAAAAGGUGGACCAAAUGGUGCUGAAGAAUCACAUAAAAGGUUCUGAAAUGGAUGCUAAAAAAGUAUUGAAGGACCUAGCCAUUCCAAAAUCUCCAAAGAAUAGAGGUCCAAAGUCCCCAGUUGGUCCUUCAAAGUACAAUGUGAAGCCAGCCAAGUGCAUCGGCCCAAGGCGUGCUCCAAAAUUUAUUCACCAGCCUCGUUGAAAGAGAUGCAAACUGGAUAUCAGAUUGCAGUUGCAGCGAGCCCGCAUAUGGCAUGAGUACAAUCGUCGCGAACCCGAUACGGGUAAUGUAAGUUUCACUAAAUGAUGGUUUUUCUUUUUAUACUAGGAGUCAUUCACCAGCCUCGUUGAAAGUGAUGCAAACUAGAUAUCGGAUUGCAGCUGCAGCGAGCACACGGAAUGAGUAGAAUCGUUUUAUCACACGGGUCUUGUAAGUUGAGUUUGUUUUAGUAGGUGAGAAUUGAAAUGGCCUUCACAUAAGUUUUUCAUCAAAUCACUUUUGCUUUUGUGUAUAUAUGAUGAGAUCACAAGUCAUAUGUAAAAUUAUGUAUCAAUUGUCACAGUCUUGUUGUCCAUCUGUAUAGAUUAUGAGUACUUUCUGGUCCUCUGUUUUCAAAACUUACCAUUAUAUCAUUCUCAGUAAGAGCUGCCUCUGUUAAUGGGUUGUUUCA
Molecule: messenger RNA, 1113 nt
Organism: Momordica charantia (bitter melon)
Lineage: Eukaryota; Viridiplantae; Streptophyta; Magnoliopsida; Cucurbitales; Cucurbitaceae
Product: protein EARLY RESPONSIVE TO DEHYDRATION 15
Source: RefSeq, a predicted model, not a curated record